Molecule: messenger RNA, 760 nt
Organism: Aspergillus japonicus CBS 114.51
Lineage: Eukaryota; Fungi; Ascomycota; Eurotiomycetes; Eurotiales; Aspergillaceae
Product: RmlC-like cupin
Exons: 1
Coding region: 199-618 (139 amino acids)
Source: RefSeq, a predicted model, not a curated record
AACGGGUGAAAUGCAAGUGCAAAGCUAUCUCUGCAGCUGAUGACCCCUCAUCCCCUCAUCUCCGCAUAAUUAUACCCAAAAAGGCACUCUUCUUACCGCGAGAUUGCAUCAUCGCAUAGAUCGACUGCCCUCAUAUAAGGCCGAUCGCAUUCCAGUAGGGGUGAUGGCAUAUGGAACAGAGAUAAGAAUCCCAUCAGUAUGCCACCCUCCAAGACCAAACCAGUCAUUCUCUCCCUUGAAGCGAUUGCCUCCCAAGCCCCAGAAUCCUUCCCUGACCCCUCGCACGGCCAUCUCACCUGGCGCACUCUCUUCACCCACCCAACCACCCCAACGAGCGAUCUCUGUGCUGGAAUUGCCGUCUGUUCUCCGCAGACGGGCCACCUCUGCGCCCACCGUCACACGCAAGCAGAGCUUUACUACGUGCUCGAAGGUCGCGCCACGGUGACGAUCGACGGGCAGCCCCACCGGGUCGCCAAGGGCACGGCCGUGUUUAUCCCCGGGGAUGCAGAGCACUCGGUCAUGAACGACAGUGAUGAGGAUUUCAAGUGGCUUUAUGUUUUCCCUGGGGGAAGUUUCGGGGAUGUUGUCUACCGGUUUUCCGAAAAGGCCAAGUUGUGAAGGCUGACGAGGACUUCAUGUACCGAGGGCUAUUUAUAGCUCGGCCCCGCCGUCGUUCUCGUUUUCGUUCUCGCUCUCGUUCUCGCUCUCGAGAGGGCAUCCCAGACAUGAAUUAUGUUGAAUGGAAGGUUGAUGAAUGAAA